Zalophus californianus (California sea lion) is the source of this 3911-nucleotide messenger RNA. RefSeq names its product lysophosphatidic acid receptor 1 (gene LPAR1). The record is from RefSeq and is a predicted model, not a curated record. Bases 654 to 1748 code for a protein of 364 amino acids. Gene Ontology annotation, cellular component: membrane. Gene Ontology annotation, molecular function: lysophosphatidic acid receptor activity. NCBI's taxonomy places the organism in Eukaryota, Metazoa, Chordata, Mammalia, Carnivora, Otariidae. The transcript has 4 exons. Gene Ontology annotation, biological process: neurogenesis; phospholipase C-activating G protein-coupled receptor signaling pathway.
UUGAAAGCCCCCGAUGGACCGGGUGUUGUUAGAGGACCUGGGCGAUCCUCUGUGGCUGCCACUUUCCCCGAGAACGAUCUCCAGACCUUAGUCUGGCGCCGCUCCCGCCCACACCUCCAGGUGUGCAUUCCCCGCCCUUAAUUACUCUCCUAAAACUGAUAGUUUGCACUUGCAAAGUUUCACUGGGAAAGCGGAAGAGAAAUGUGUAACCCUGGCUAUGGAGAACUAGGGGAGCACAGUCACACUUGUUUUGGUCUGCAGACCGAGUCAAUGGAAAACUCAGACAGAAACGUGUGCACCUUUCUAGCAGAAAAGUCGACUCUUGGUUUCUUUGCAGCCUCCAGUUAGAGGCUGUGCUGGGAGAAACUUGGUGUCUUCCGCGAAGUUGAGAAACUGAACUACGAGAAAGGCCCUACUUCAGGGUUUUGCGGGCCCGCGAUGUUUUCCAGAGCUUUUCGAGUGGGACGAGUAGAGCGACAAAAUGAAAAUGCACCGUGUGGGGGAGCCCACCCAGCCCAGCAAGCUGGCGGACGCUGAGGUACACAGUUCCUCCUAGCAUGACUGUGAUCUGAUCAACAACUAAGGUAACUUGACUCCUGUGUCUGGCACUGCUGUGCUGGGGCCUGGUCACUGCCCACAACUACAGAGCUGCCAUGGUUGCUGCCUUCACUUCAACCCCUGUAAAUUCACAACCACAGUUCACAGCCAUGAAUGAACCACAGUGCUUCUACAAUGAGUCCAUUGCCUUCUUUUAUAACCGGAGUGGAAAGUAUCUUGCCACAGAAUGGAACACAGUCAGCAAGCUGGUGAUGGGACUUGGAAUCACUGUCUGUAUCUUCAUCAUGUUGGCCAACCUACUGGUCAUGGUAGCAAUCUAUGUCAACCGCCGCUUCCAUUUUCCUAUUUAUUACUUAAUGGCUAAUCUGGCUGCUGCAGACUUCUUUGCUGGGUUGGCUUAUUUCUACCUAAUGUUCAACACAGGACCCAACACUCGGAGACUGACUGUCAGCACGUGGCUGCUCCGCCAGGGCCUCAUUGACACCAGCCUGACGGCGUCUGUGGCCAACUUAUUGGCUAUUGCAAUCGAGAGGCACAUUACGGUUUUCCGCAUGCAGCUCCACACACGGAUGAGCAACCGGCGGGUGGUGGUGGUGAUUGUGGUCAUCUGGACUAUGGCCAUUGUCAUGGGUGCUAUACCCAGUGUGGGCUGGAACUGUAUCUGUGAUAUCGAAAAUUGUUCCAACAUGGCACCCCUCUACAGUGACUCUUACUUAGUCUUCUGGGCUAUUUUCAACUUGGUGACCUUUGUUGUCAUGGUGGUUCUCUAUGCUCAUAUCUUUGGCUAUGUUCGCCAGAGGACUAUGAGAAUGUCUCGGCAUAGUUCUGGACCCCGGAGGAAUCGGGAUACCAUGAUGAGUCUUCUGAAGACUGUGGUCAUUGUGCUUGGUGCCUUUAUCAUCUGCUGGACUCCUGGAUUGGUCCUGUUACUUCUCGAUGUGUGCUGUCCACAGUGUGACGUCCUGGCCUAUGAGAAAUUUUUCCUUCUGCUCGCCGAGUUCAACUCUGCCAUGAACCCCAUCAUCUACUCCUAUCGCGACAAGGAGAUGAGCGCCACCUUCAGACAGAUCCUGUGCUGCCAGCGUGGUGACAGCACCAGCGGCCCCACGGAAGGCUCUGACCGCUCAGCUUCCUCCCUCAACCACACCAUCUUGGCUGGAGUUCACAGCAAUGACCACUCUGUGGUUUAGAAAGGCAACUAAGAUGAGAAGCCAGCCAUCAUGGACGGAGGGAUGAACAGCCUUCCCCCGCCCCCAAUGCCAGGGCAAGGUGGGGUGUGAGAGAGGGGGAGGAAAAAUAAACUCAUGUACUUAAACACUAACCAAUGGCAGUAUUCGUCCCUAGACCCAACAAGACGUGAGAUAUGUUGAAAAUGAGUUUACGUGACAACCCUCAUCCUGAUCCCCAUUCCUUUUGAAAAGUAGAAAGUGGAGAUCUUGCCAUGGAAUUCAUAAACAGAUUCUGGAGUGUCCAUUUAGACUACACUAACUAGACUUCAAACGAUUUUGUGUGGUUUGGUGCAAGUCGGAAUAAAUUCUGACUAAUUGAAUCCACAACUUCAUCCACAUACAGGCUUCCCUUUUUUUAUUUCCAAAGGAUACAUUUCAUUAAAUAAACAUGUGUAUGCCUAUCAACAUGCUUGUGAUGGAUGAGACUAUAGGCUGUUUUUAAACUACCAUAACUCCAUUUUUUUCCUUAUGUGGGGAAACUGUAAAUUAGAAUGAUAUUUUAGAAAGCAUGCAUGUAAUGUAUGUAUGCAGUAUGCCUUACUUAAAAAGAUAAGAGGGUAUUGAUUUUAAAUCUUCUAGGACAUAGAAGAACCUAGAGGUCAAAGCCAGUAUUUGUUUAGGUUAUGAAACAAUGCUCUAAUCCUAAUAUUACCUUCUUAUCAAAGUGUUAUAACACAUGUUAAACAGGGAAUGUAAGUUUAUUACCAAAAGAAAAUGUACUCUAAAGAAGGUCCUAGAAGAUGAAACACAGUAAUACUGAUAUUUAUAAUAUCCAAGUACAUUCUAAUUAUCAGUACAUCAGAGGAAUGUUUUAAUAGCCUGUGUUUUUUCUGUAUUAUAAAAUAAGACAUAGUCAUUGUAGAAAACUUGAAAAAUACAGAAAUGUGUAAAACAGAAAAAAAGUUAGUAAUAUCACAACCCAGAAGUAACCACCAUUAACAGCUUUUCCCCCUGUGUAUGCCUCUAUGUAUAUUAUAUCCCUUUUUAUAUAAUUUGGAUCAUACGUAAACAAUUUUAUAACCAGUUUUUUUUUCCUUCCACUGCAGAGUUGCCACAUUUUCCUAUGGCAUUAAAAAUUUUACAAAAACAUAAUUUUACUGUCUAUACAAUAUUCCAUUUAAUGGAUGCAGCUCAGUUUAUUUAACCGUUCCCACACUGUUGACUACUUAGGUCAUUUCUAAUUUUCGCUACUAUAAAUAAUGUUGCAAAAAUUUUGUGUACAUACAACUUUGUCCAUAUAAUUGAUUAUUUACUUAGGACAUAUUCCCAUGAAGGAUUUUUUUUUUUUUAAAUGUGAAAUGUCUUUUUAUGCUCUUACCUUUUAUAAAAAGGGAUUUCCUGCUUUGUGCCAUACUGGUGGCAAUUGAGAGGAAAGCCAAUUAAAUUGCCUUUUUACACAGGAAAUGCAGUGGUCACUUUAGUUGAGAGUGACUUUUUUAUAUCACAAGAUGGACUAGAAACAGUCAACUGUCACAGAUAACCUGGACACUCUAAUGAAUAUGUCUAGCAAUCCCAAAUUUUGUUUGAGGAGCCAAUGUCCAGCUCUUGGUGGCCACACCCAUAAUGUAGAAGUGAAGAGAAUGCGAAGACAUCAAACAUGGCCAAGAGAAUAAAGGAUCUUCGUAGUAAAUGGCUUGGGACCCAUCUGUAGCAAAUGGGUUGAGUGCGUCAGUAUGGGACUGGAUACUCUGUAUUCUUUCGGAAUCACCUCCAGUAGACUGCCACCAUGGUAGGUGAUACCUGUUCAGUGAAUGGUCCAGAUGAACUAGUCAUUGCACCAGUUUGUUAGAAAAAGUAACCGGUCAAGUCAGAGUCAUGAAGCAGGUAUGGGAAAGUUGGGAGUAUGUUUAAGAGAAAGAUGUCCAGAAGAAUCAUUUUGUCUAGGAAGGAAAAAGUCUGCUCCAUCAGCAUUUGAGCAGAGGACAGACUUGUAAAGCGCCCACCGUGAAAAGAACGUGGGGAACCAGUUAGCAGAAAGGUGUUUGCACAUUCUUUAUACAAAAUACAGAGCAUGUUAUGUUGGAAGUGACUGAAAUGAACUUGGACUUUCAUGUGCAUAUAUUCUGGACUAUUUGAAAUUAAAACAUACUAAUUGGACCUUAAUAAAUUCAUCUUCAGUCAGUG